This is a messenger RNA of Linum trigynum, 5940 nucleotides long. Lineage: Eukaryota; Viridiplantae; Streptophyta; Magnoliopsida; Malpighiales; Linaceae. The record is from the annotation of a GenBank genome assembly.
UCACUUACACCAACAAAACUCAAACAAAAUAACCCUUCCAAACAUAUAUAGCUAAACACCUCCACCAAGUCAUAUCAGACAUGGCUUCUUCUUCUUCCCACUUGUUCCUCUUUGCUCUCAUCCUGGCCGUCACAUUCUGCAACAUGGAAAAUGGAAUGGCGGCUCGACAGCUCCUCCAACUGCCAAAACCCACAGCUCUGCCUCCUAUGCCCACCAUCCCAUCUCUGCCUCAGCCAACAUUGCCGCAACCAACGCUGCCGUCCGGAGGAGGAUUGCCACCACUCCCCAGCGGCGCCAUGCCCACUCUGCCGUCCGGUGGAUUGCCACCACUGCCCAGCGCCGGUGCGAUUCCUACCCUGCCCACUAUUCCUUCCAUCAUCCCAAAGGUUUCUCUGCCGCCACUGCCCAGCGGUUUUCCAACCAUGCCUUCCAUCCCCGGCCUUACCCCGUCGGGUCCCGGAAACUAACAGUGAAGUAGCACGCGAAGUCGGUGGAUAAUAUGUCAUUGUGUUUUGGUGUUUGAAGAUAUGUUGUUUUUGUCUUGGGAUCGCUUGUCUAGAGGGCUCAUUGUUUGUUUUUGUUCUGAUUGUUGUUUGAGUUUCUUGGCUUGUAUACUUAUUCCUACUAUUGUAUUUGUAUGCAUCACUCCGUUUUUCAGGUAUACUUUUUGAGUUUAUAUUACUUCCUUUAUGUUUCGUGUACAUGUGAUUUCUAUUGGAUUUUUCUCAUUUUUGGAUAAAGCUAUAUGAGCUCUCAUAAAUGUUGAACCAACCAUACUCAAUAGGUAGUGUUAGGUAUAUGAUUUACAAUUGAAUCUCUCCCAACAACUCUAGUUAUUGGGAUCAACUGGUUUAUGACAUGGUAUCAGAGCCUUGUGUGACCGAAAGGUCUUGUGUUCGAAUUCCGGUAACCCCCAUUUGUUAAGGACAUGAUAUGUGGACCUGUGCCAACUUCAAACCCUUGUGAGUGGCUUUAUGACAGGUAGUAUAACAUGAUCUGGCCCAAAAUUUGCCGAACCAUAUGAGAUGACUUGAUGGAUCAUAAUGAUGCAAACAUCCUGAUGAAUAUGUAAAGGACUGCAUUGAGGCUAGAAAGAAUGUGUUUCACAUUUCCCGCUUAAUUUUGAGAUUUCAGUUAAAUUACACGUUUGGUUACUCAAAUUAUAUAAAUUUUUCAUAUUUUUCAUCUGAAUCACUUUUCUUUCUUAUUCGCCACUAACUUUAUAAAUCGUUUCACCAUUAGUCACUGACCGUUAAUCAAAUUGCGAAUAACCUCCAUUAACGGUGGUUCGAUUUCUCCCGUCGGCAGAGUUCACCCCUCGUACGGGUUCCUCAGCUCUACCACGACGAGCUUGAGCGACUAUAGGAAUUCCUAGGAUUCCAAAGACAAGAAGGGCGGUAAAGGCGGCGUAGGGGGGCCGAUCGUUAUCGUUGACCAACCUAAAUGUCUCUGUUCCCGACGAAAACAACCGAAACUCAUCAUCCUUCGCCGGGUGCCCCGCUACACCUAUGUCGAGGAAAGGGAGAAAAAUCAGAGACCGUAAGGGAGGCAAAGAAGAGGGGAAGUAUUUUUUAUUUUUAUUUUUAUUUUUGGAAAGGGAGAGGGUAAGUUCAUGGUGCUGCGGCCACCCUAUCUAGUGUUAAUUAAUAUACUUUAUUUUUGUAAUUUUUUAUUUGUUUAAACUGAUAUGCCAUUAAAUUAACGGUUCGGUCAGCAAUUCUGUUUGCACAUCAUCAAAAAACUGACGAAUGCGGUGAUAGUCUUCACUGCGUUUGUCAAAAACGGUGAAUGCCAAACAUGUGUAAUUUUGAAAAAAAAAUUAUAACUUAUGUAUUUUGAGAAUUUUUUUUAAGAACUAGUGUACUUUGAGAUAUUUUUCCUUGUAAAGCCUAUUUACUAAUUGUUUUGAACCGAUACAAAAGGAAUAAGAGGACAAAUGCUGCUUUCUUGAGUUUCCUUACAAAUUGUCACACCUCGCCUUUACACCAAGGCAAUUGAAGAGGCAACUAGCAGGAACUCUAUGCCAAACCCUAUCUUAGCCUCGUGGACGUAGGCACUGACUUAGAAGCGGAAAUCACUACGGUAUCGAUAUUCCAAUAUCAAAUAUUGAAAUCCCAAAUAUUGAAUUUCAUCCUAAAAUCAAUCACAAUCCCAAUCACUAAAUAAUUUCGGUAUCCCAAUCGCAAUCUCUAAAUAUUUUGGUAUCCCAAUCGGUAUUUCGGUAUCCCAAUCGGUAUUAUCGAAUACGAAAUUAAUUACCUUUUCUAUAAAUAAUUAAAUAUAUAAAGUAGAUUUGAUUGCGUAAUUUAGGGCAAAGAGACUAAGAAAAGAGUCUUGAGUUUGUCUAGAGCUAGGAUAUGGAUAAGGAGAAUGAAGAAGAGGUGACAUCUCAAGUUCUUGUCAUUGGUAAUAUUUAAUUUGACCAAUUGGAGGCUGAGAGACGACUAAUACAAGUGUUUGCUUUUUGGUGUUAUCAAAAUAACAAGAGAAUAUGUGAGAGACGAGGGUGACUUUAAUUGGAAAGCCAAAAUUGAGUUGGAUGGGGACUUCUAAAUUGUGAAAUAGUGAUGGAAUGAUCUAAUGUUGUAAUCCUUCGUUGAGAGUCGCCGCCUUGAAAUCAUCGACAUUUGUACUCCUCUUACCUUUUCUGGAUCGAGGUGGUAAAUCUCUUCAGACUUGGUAGUAUUAAUCAGCAUUGAGCCAGUCACUCCCCGUAAUCGACUUCACUGGUUGCAGGAAACAAAGGCUAUGAGUGUUAGGGACAUAAACAGAGGGUUUCUCAAUCAUUAAUGUUUUUGUUUAUGUUAAUUAUGAUGUUGUCCUUGCAGAUCUGGGGUUUUGAUUUAGUGAAUGUCGCCUAAACUGGAUUUGGAUUUCAUAUGAAGAAUCUCCGAUCUGUUUGUUUGAGGCGGGAUGGGUGGAGCUUUUGCAAUCUUGAGGGCAAAGAAGCAGCAGCGGCAGCAUAAAGGCCUCAAUUGAAUCUGUUUGAUUUGUGGUUCGUUAAUGAUUUGGUCAAGGAAAAGGAAGGGGAAAAAAGGAGAAGAACAGUGUUGAAGAGAUUGGGUUUUGAUCCGUCAGUGAUAGGUUGUUCACCAACGUAGGGUAGAUCAGUAGAUAAUUUAGCUUCGUAAAUGUUGUAAACACAACGUAUUCUUUAUGUAUUUAUGUCGUAUGGGCAAUGCAUUCAUGUAUUUAAGAAUAAAUGUAUUAUAAAUUUAUUAAUAAAAUUGAAAUUCUUAUUUUAUUUGUCUCAUCGUAGGUAAAGUUUAAAAUUAAUCAAAAUUAUGAAUGUUGAAAUAGAAGCAAAAUUAUUUGCUCACGAAUCAAAUAUUUGUUUCGGUAAGGUGUUCUAGGAACAAUUAUAAUUGUCUCCCUAACAAGAAAGGGGAACAAAAACUUAUUAAUCUAAAACCAAAUAAGAAGAGAAUAAUAUCAGUGCAUUCUUUUCUAAUGAUGAUACAUUCAAGUGAAACACGAGAAACGAUACAUUCAAAAUUUACAUCUCAUUCACCUAUUGUAAUAUGACAAAUUCCCUUUCUAGGAACCCGCGAGAAUAUAUACUCAAAUGGCAUGCGUUAGUUUGUCAUAUAUUUAAAGAAUUGGAACAAUCUCAAUUCGUGCAUUGGGUUCUCGUUGCAAUAAAAUUUGAGAUACUUUUACCAUGAUUAAAUACCAUAGCGUGUCUUGCAUACACUUAAUAUUUGUUGGUUCUUAGCUCUUUAUAGGUGUUAUAUAUACAUAUUUUCUUGGUUUGAAGUAGAAAAGAUGGGAAAUAAAUGAAUAAGUUUAUUUUUUUGAAAGAAAGAAAUAUGCUAAAAAGAAAUGCAUAUAAUUUUGUAAAAUGAACUGAAAUUUUGAAGAAAAUGGAGAUUAUGUUCUAAAAUUUAUUAUCUAAUGAAAUGAAGCAAUCACUUUUAGUAAGUUAAUUGGAAUCAAAAUUUCCCCGUACAAGAGAAAAAGAGAAGGGGUUCAUUGCUCAAUAGAUAAACAGAAAGCAAAGAGAAUAAAGGGGAAAGGAGCUACUAAUUAACGCCCUAAAAUUCUAAAAUCAUCGCCCUAAAUUAAACUACAACUACCCAUUUUUCCCUAAUUCAAAUUGUAUCGCCCUAAAUCCAUCGUUACCCUUGCUCUGCUCCGCCCCUCGACGCCGCCAACUCUACUGCUGUGCCACCCACCUCCUUAUUGUUUCUGCCCUCCCCAUUUUUUCUUCUUCCUCUUCUUCCACGCCAUUUCCAUGGCUAAAAGGCUUCCUUUCUUUUCUUCCUCCGUACCUGACAACUUUACUGCAUAAAUUAUAUUUCCCGAUGAGAAGCUUCACUGCUCAAGGAAAGAAGUCGGAAUCCGAUCAAUCACUUUCUGGGUUUCUCUCAUCUAUUAAUCAUUAUCCCCUCAACGGUUUAAAAACGACGACUGGGGGGUGUAAAUGAAAUGCAAAACCCAUCUACUGUAUUAUUGACCUUGAGAAUAUAUACAAUAGGAUUAUAACUUUCUGCCUAUUUCUAAGGAAGUGAGAAUAACUAAUUAGCUAAAAAUAAGGAACAAAUACAUAAUGGGUAGACAAAGUCAAUACACUCUAUCACGCCCCCCCAAGUGAAACCUCUGAGAGGUGAAACUUGGAACAUAAUUGUUGAAAAGGGAGGCGAGCCAAUAAUUUGGUGAGGACAUCGGGAAGCUGUUCUAGGGUCUAUAGGUAAUGAAUCGAAAUUGGUUCUUGGCGAUCCCUAGUCACUGGAUGAGGCGUUGAUGUGGUGACAACUUGAGUAUGCUUCAUCUCCGACUUGGCAGAGUCGUUGGUGGGGAAAGGAGGACGUACGAGCUUUGUAUAUUGUCGGUAUUCACAGAACUUGAUCAGCGUGAUGCAACAAACUUCGGUAACCAUUGAGGCCAAAAUUAUGUUGUUUGUUGGAGUCUAGAGCCAUGGGUAGGUUGGCAUUUGAGAAAGGUGGGAGGACUAGAAAUCAAAUUAGAAAGAGAGCAGAGAGAUUCUUUUGAGGCAGAGGUACGAGAGGGGAGAGAAUAAAGGGGAACAAUUGAAGUAGAAGAAAGGGGUAUGAAAGAGGGAGGCUUGGGACGAUGGUAUAAGUAGUGGAACCGCUAACAACUGCUGAAAAGGACCCAACAAGAAGCACGAGGCAGAGAGAGAAUAGAAACAGAGCAAGGGAAAGUAAAUGAGAGAAAAGUAUAGAGCGUUUAGAUCUUAGAGAAGAAGGAGAGGAAGAAUAGAAGCAAGGUGUGAGAUGGGGGCAAAAUAAUGAACAACCAACAGUGAUGAUGAACAACACGAUGUGUUAAAAGCGUAGAGUCGAAGUUGAAGAAAGAAAAUAAAAGGGGAAGGCUUUCUUUGUGGCAAAGUAAGUAAGAUUAAAGAGAAGGAUUUGAAGAGAAAGGAAAAAAGAUGCAACGUCUCCAUAAAAGAGGUCGACCCAAGCUUCGAGAGACAAGCAAAUCAUAUGUUGCAUGAAUGUAACAUUGAGAAAGGGGAAGAUUUGAUGGUGAGUGGGUCUUGGGCUUUUCCUAGAGCAAUCUGGCAGAGGAAGAGAAAAGAAGGAAAAGUUGUAGUGGUGACUGUGACAUUGCAUUAGGAAGACAAAACAUAGGAAGGUGGAGAGGAAGUAAAAUUCAUCUACGGUAGGACAAAUAGAAGACUUGCAGCUGGCGGAUGGAGAGGCUGGGUCACCGGCGACAAUGGUGAUACGGAGCAGAGGAACAGGUGAAGAGGUUGGAGUGGUAGUUGGGGAUGCAGGGGAUUAAUGGGCGGAAGGGAAAAAGGUACCGAGUGAGUGAUGGCUCAUCCCGCCGGCGUGAAAGGUGAGGGAAAGAAAAAGUUUUAGGGUUCCUAUAUCUGUAAGCUGUUAAGCAAGAGACUCUGAUACCAUGUAAAUGAAAUGCAAAACCCAUCUACUAUAUUAUUGAUCUUGAGAAUAUAUACAAUAGGAUUAU